Molecule: messenger RNA, 1829 nt
Organism: Ostrinia nubilalis (European corn borer)
Lineage: Eukaryota; Metazoa; Arthropoda; Insecta; Lepidoptera; Crambidae
Exons: 12
Coding region: 106-1800 (564 amino acids)
Biological process (GO): proteolysis
Molecular function (GO): serine-type endopeptidase activity
Source: RefSeq, a predicted model, not a curated record
UGAAGCGUGUCUUCACAGUAGAUUGAGCAAGAAAUUCGUAAUUUAUGAUAUUUAAUUGAUAGAAACUAUUUGAUGCGUUCCUUAUAGGAUCGCUCAUGUGCCGAAAUGACGAAUUUUUGUGUAAUCGUUUUUUCGGUAGUUUUAAUAUUAGGAGUCUCUACUGCCAAUCCGGCUCAGUCAGACAAAAUAGAAGAUAAAUCAAAUGAUAGUACAAAACAUGAUUCUCACAAAGUUUCUAAGCAAGUCAGUAAUGGGACCGAUGAUGGCGACGAAAUAGCAGAUGAGGGAUGGGAAUACGAAAACACUACGAUUGUAGAUACAAGAAGAAUUUUGUACAGCAAAAAGGUUCCUAUUGGGAAAAGGCCUUAUAUGGUAUACCUCCAACUGACGAAAGAGUCGGCCAAGGCCCACAAAUACCGCGGCUGGCUUUGCGGAGGCGUCAUCGUCGACGCCUAUUACGUUCUGACAUCUGCCGCGUGCGUAGAAGACGCUGAUCACUUCUACAUUGUGUCUGGUACCACCAAGUUUGUGGACAGCUUCGAUUAUAAGUCGGAUGAUUGUGUCUGCAAGCAUAGGAGGCGGGUGGUGUGGAAGUGUAUUCCUAAGAAUUACAAGUUCGACUUCCAAGACAGCAUCAAAUGGUCGUCCAACGAUAUCGCGAUCGUCAAAGUGGACAAGCCUUUCAAGUUGGGCGUUUGCGAGAAGGGCUGCGAAUUUCCCACUGACCUUAUUUGCUAUAACAACAUUAGUAGAGAACUCGAGAAGCCAGGAACUAAAGGCUGGAUUGCUGGGUGGGGAAGUGGCAGUAACUUUAGAGAGGGAGUCUACCGCCGUCAAAGAGUCCACAUACCAGAGAACGCGAAAUGUUUGCAAGAAGCAAAGGUCUGCGUGAUGGACAACGAGCAAUGCGCCAAGAAGUGGGCUCAAAGGUUCAGGAGCAUCAUCACUCAGUACAUGAUCUGCACCAAGGAUGUCAUGAAACGGCUUAGCGAGAUAUGUGACAAAAAAUACGCCAACUGUACUGACGUGGAAAGUCGAAGACAUCUUGAGGGCUCAACAGAGGUUGGGGCACCUAAAACAUUUAACGUAGACCUGGGAAGACAUUUGAGAGAUCCUGAUGAUUAUACAGCUAGACGAUCGUCCGUUCAGGGUGGAUUCUGUGAGAAUGACCACGGUGGCCCUCUAAUAGUAAAAUAUCAAGGCAUGGAGCGAGUGAUCGGUGUGAUCUCAGCGUGCAAGAUCGAUCCCAAGAGCCAUAGUUGUCAUGGACCGUUCUUGUACACUUCAGUGUUUAAAAACCGGCAGUUCAUCUCGUGCGCUAUUCACAAGGAUGUUGAGGAGAACUGCAGAAGGGUGUUCCGUACUGGUAUAACGCAUGAAGAAUGGUCCGUUAAUUGGGACGACGUUGAAGAAGACAAGGCAGACAGGGAUGAAAAAGAUGAUGACAGUGAGGAUGAGAAGCCGGAAAAAGAAGCUUUACGACAAAGCGAUAAGCAGUCGAAGAAACAAGAGAAGAAAAAAGAAUCCGACAGUUCUAGCGACAGCAGCGAAGAAGACACCAAAACAAAAAAAGAAAAGACCGAAAAGAAAGAAUCUAAAAAGAAAGAGAGCACAAGCAAACGCUCUAAAAGUAAAAAGAGUAAGAGCCACUCUAAAAAAGAGUCACAUAAAGAGGAAAAGAAAGAAUCUGAUUCUAAAAAGUCAAAGGAGAAGUCUUCCGACUUCAUAGGAAUGCAGAGGGGGGAAGUGUUUUAUGAAUCCAGUAGGGACGAAAAUGUCAAUGAGCCAGACGACGAAUAGGGUUUCUGGUAAAUAAAUGAGUAAGUUUU